CGCUAUCAACACCAAAAGCGGCCUUCGUAACCAACUCAUCAUAGCUCCCCAGUGGCUGGAUGGCGUCUUCAAAGCAAAGCUUGAGCCACAGAAAGUUGACCUUGCACUGAAGCAAGGUGGUCCGGAGUCUGGGAAUCCAAUAAGAUGCGAGAUCACAGCCGUCAUGAUGUUCUCCGGCGACGAUACUAAAAAUGAGACCCGACCAGAUCGAUCCUUUGGCGUGGAAUUUCUCGCAUGACGCUCGUGCCUUUGAUCGAUCGAACUUGCCAAACACCUCCCACGUGUAUCCGCUACGUCUACGUAACCAGGUGUCCAUUAAUGUCACAGAGAAGAGUCUUCGCAUGGACUUUAAUCUGGUUCCGUGCAUCCCGGACCCGCAGAAGAAUCCAAAGGACAAGAAGCACCUUCGCGCUAUCCUGGGAGAUGUCUUCGGUCAAGCCCUUCACGACGGCAACGUCUCGCAGUAUCUACCCAUGCUCCAGGACUUCUUCCUUGGGAUGGAAGUAAAGCGCAACUACCGACCUGACGAACCAUUUAAGCUCGUCGAUGUCGCUAUGCCCCAGAAUUUCAAGCCCUCCGUGAUCAAGGGCGUGGCAGGGAAUUCGACAAGCUACACCGUCGUCGACUACUUCAAUCAAGUUAUCCUCGAAGACGGAAAGAAGAUCGAAUAUCCCCACUUCCCUCUCGUACGCGGAGGCCUAGACAGCUGGUUCCCCAUGGAGAUGCUGCAGCCCGUCAAAGAGCAACCGCUGCACCGAUUCGAGCCUCUGCUUCCCACUUUGAAGAAGCAUGUAGUGCAGUUCAGCAAGCUUGACAGGGCUGGUGAGGCUGUGGCUAAGAAGCAGGCUGAUGACUUCUUCGAUGAGUUCACCAAGGUGCGUGGUAACGAUAUCGCUUUUUGGGGGGGAUGGAAAAUGCUAAUAGGACUAGGGUGUUGCUACGAGGCGUCCCUUUUUUGAGGUGGAUGGAGAGGGUAAAUUUACUCCUAUUGAUCUGGUUGAGUCUGCUUGGCUGUGAUUUCACACCUCUUUGCCCUGUUUAUUUGUUUUGUCAUUUCCUUUGUUGCGGUUCCGUGCACUGUCGAGACGUUUUCUUUUUCUCUUGCUUUAGACUCUGUUCCCUCUGCCUACCAUGUUUAGCCAAGGCCUUGCAUGGUGGAUGAGAAUCAUGUUAGCCUGUGGGUUUGCAAUUGGAAUUGACUUCUUCAUACCGCGUUGCUCUAGCUUUUCAAAUAGUCCAAUUAAAUACACUCAUUUCCGAAACUCUA
This is a messenger RNA of Cucurbitaria berberidis CBS 394.84, 1267 nucleotides long. RefSeq lists its product as uncharacterized. The coding region runs from base 192 to 959 and encodes 255 amino acids. Gene Ontology annotation, molecular function: protein binding. NCBI's taxonomy places the organism in Eukaryota, Fungi, Ascomycota, Dothideomycetes, Pleosporales, Cucurbitariaceae. The record is from RefSeq and is a predicted model, not a curated record. The transcript has 3 exons.